This is a messenger RNA of Myzus persicae (green peach aphid), 1873 nucleotides long. RefSeq names its product potassium voltage-gated channel subfamily H member 8-like. The transcript has 8 exons. Lineage: Eukaryota; Metazoa; Arthropoda; Insecta; Hemiptera; Aphididae. Bases 650 to 1867 code for a protein of 405 amino acids. Gene Ontology annotation, cellular component: membrane. Gene Ontology annotation, biological process: potassium ion transmembrane transport; regulation of membrane potential. Gene Ontology annotation, molecular function: voltage-gated potassium channel activity. The record is from RefSeq and is a predicted model, not a curated record.
GUGCACCGCACAUAGGACGCGCCUACUCACGCUCGCGACCACAUCAGCGCCCGCUGUCGACGCCGCCGCUGCCGCCGACGUUUCCCGCGUGCUCAUCGCCGUUAAAUCUGUUCCCGCUCACCACCCCCGCCGCCGCCGCCGUUUACUCUCCCGCACGGGCGACGACGACCGGGGUUGGCUGCCGCCGCCGCCACCACACCGCCGCCGCCGCCGCCGCCGCCGCCACGUUAUCGUACACAGUGACGUCGUCGUCGCCACUGCCGCCACUGCCGCUGCAACCAUGACGACUGUUGCACACUCGGCUGUCGGUGCACCCGCAGUGAUGCGAUUAUGACGGUCACCUGCUGCCCCCACUCCCCUUAAAAUCCGCGUCCCGCUCGACUCUAUAUUAUUACUAUUAUUAUUAUUAUUAUUAUCAUUAUUAUUUUCAAUACUAUUGUUUCACAACCGUUUUAAUAAUACUCAUCAUUGUUUGUAUAUUAUAUAUAUAUCCAAUAUAUAUAUACAACAUACAUACACGCACAUAUACUCGUCUUCACCGAUGCCACUGCGGCAACGAUCGUCGCCGCCACUUCCACCGCCGCCGUCGAUCGCCGCCGCGUUAUCCGUGCGCGCGCGUGUACCAUAUUCUCUCGUCAGGGUAUAACAAAUGCCUGCCAGAAAAGGAUUAUUGGCGCCUCAGAAUACAUUUCUGGAUACAAUCGCGACACGGUUCGAUGGCACACAUAGUAAUUUCGUGCUCGGAAAUGCUCAAGUGCCAUCACUGUAUCCGAUAGUGUACUGUUCAGACGGAUUCUGCGAACUCACUGGGUUUGCCCGGGCGCAAAUUAUGCAGAAGGGUUGCGCCUGUAAGUUUCUAUUUGGUCCAGAUACUAGUGAUGACCAUGUUUCACAAAUCGAAAAGGCAUUAGAAUGCAAAGCUGAACUGAAACUGGAAUUGAUUUUCUACAAAAAAAAUGGAUCUCCAUUCUGGUGUUUGCUGGACAUUGUUCCGAUCAAAAAUGAAAAACGAGAUGUGGUGUUGUUCCUGGCUUCGCAUAAAGACAUCACGCACACGAAAAUGGCAGAAAUGCACGUGGGCAUGGACUACGAUCCAGAGGAAGCCGAACCCGAAGAGCCUGAACCCGCCAGUAACGCGUACGGACGGCGGAGAAGCAGAGCGGUGCUUUACCAAUUGUCAGGACAUUACAAGAGUGAUAAACCAAAAACUGGCAAGCUGAAACUGAAUAACACGUUGUUGCAGGGCUCGUCCGCGCCGUUACCGGAAUACAAAACGUCGGCCCUGAAAAAAUCCCGAUGGGUAUUAUCGCACUACGGGGUUUUCAAAACGUGCUGGGAUUGGCUGAUACUGAUCGCCACGUUUUACGUCGCUAUCGUGGUACCGUACAACGCCAGUUUCGUCAACACGGACAAACCGUCCAUGGUCAGCGACGUGGUCGUCGAGUCCCUUUUUAUAGUCGAUAUAUUGUUCAAUUUCCGGACGACAUUCGUCAACAAAAAAGGUGAAGUGGUGUCGGAUUCCAAAACGAUCGCCUUCAAUUACUUGAAGAGCUGGUUCGUGGUAGAUUUAUUCGCCGCCCUGCCGUUCGACCUGUUGUACGCAUCGGACGUUUACAGCGGAGACGAAGCCGGUUCGGGACAAGUUCAUUUGUUAAAGCUGACCAGACUGCUGAGGUUAGCGAGACUGUUGCAGAAGAUCGACAGGUAUUCGCAGUACGGCGGCAUGAUUCUCACACUUUUGAUGCUCCUAUUCACAUUAGUUGCACAUUGGUUUGCGUGCAUAUGGUAUGUGAUAGCCGAAAGCGAACGCCAUGAAAAAGGAAGAGAUUGGGAUCUAGGUAAAAAAAAUAAACUAUCGUACGUCUAACUUUAA